AUGAAGAAUUUAUUAAAAGAUAAAGUUUUUCGUUCUCAUGAACAUUCAUCUCCAUUUUAUGGUAACACUCGUCAUAUUUAUUGUGAACAUAGUACAAUUGAAUUUUAUCCAAGAUCUGACAGUAUGAACAACUAUAAAUCACAUUACGGACACGUACAAAAAUUAAGAAUUUUAGCCUAUGCCGAAGAUGAACAUGCACAAACAAUCUUAGUUCAUAGUGUCGAUAGUAAUGAUAGUCAUCGUUCAAUGAAUAAAUAUCCUCAUGUGACUAUUAGUGUCAGUAAUGUUAAACCUUAUACAGCAGUAUAUUCUAAUGAUCUAUGGAAAAGAUUGGUUGAUGACGGAAUAGUAGAGAUAACAAUGGACGAAUAUGAUAAACCACAAUCGAUCACAAUUAAAGAUCAUACUAAUGAAUGGCAUGGAAAACUGAAUAGCAAUGGAAGAUAUGAAGAAACACAAGCUUAUGUUAAAAUAAUCAAUGAAAUUAUUGAUUUGGAUGGAAUUGUUUGUGUUGGCAAUUUAUGGAACAAUGAUAAAUGUCAAAAAUAUUUAAAAAUUAAAUAA
Messenger RNA from Rotaria sordida, 564 nucleotides. The record is from the annotation of a GenBank genome assembly. Lineage: Eukaryota; Metazoa; Rotifera; Eurotatoria; Philodinida; Philodinidae.